AUGGCUGUUCAACUGAUAUCGAGUGCCCUGAUCUUACUCGUUUCAGCUGAAGAUGAGCAUGAAUACCGUCUCGAUAGAUUUCGUCCUUAUCCUCGUCGAGAAGCUUUUCGUGGUCGACGUCUUCGCGAUACAUACCGACCAAGCAAGCAGCAUAGCGAUGAUGAACGUCGGAAAAGUUCUAGGAGUCGCUCGUCUCGUGAGAGAUCGCCACGCAGACAUACGCGAAAUUCGUCCCACGAACGAACUCACCAAAAUAAAGCCGAUAUCGAUGACAAGGACAUUCCAUUUGAAGAAUUGGAGGAGGUGGACUGUUAUGAUGAAGUAGGCGAUGGUGACUCUGAGUUCACGGAUGGUGCCUCCGGUACAGGCGAAUCUAACUCUGGAGAGGACGAUGAUCUGGACGAUGUCAGCAUGCUGCCAAGUGCUCACGGCGCAUCUAAUGGCGACGAUGAUUUUCCCGAUCUCUGCGAAGAGAUAGAUGUCGAUGCCAUGAGGCGAGCUGCUGCUGCCGCUACCAAUGCCGUCCUCUUCGAUGAAAAUCCACACGAAUCGCCUGUAAUUAUCAGUUCACCUCCAAAGCCUGGAACUACAAAAAGCGUUGACGUUUCGAAUCGAGCAGCUGUAGAAAAGAAUGGCAAAUCGUCUGGAAGUUGUCGUACUACCGUCAAUGGUGAUCGACGAGAUGGUAGAUUUAAGUGCUCAUCCAACAGCUACAGAGGAAUUAUGAAGCACGACGUCAUCAUCGCUACGCGGACCGACAUGAACGUAGAUCGACACGACAUUCGCGAAUACAUCGGAGUGGAUCCAGAAAUAGAGACGAUCGGCAUCGUCAGCAACGUGCUUCCUCGAGAGAAGCUCGAUCGUCUGCGUCGGGACACUCGUACCACCACGAGAAACGCGCUUCAUCAAGAGAAGCUCGGCCGUCCACGUCGGGACACCCGGGUCCACCAUGAGAAACGUGCUUCAUCGAGAGAAGCUCGACCGUCUGCGUCGGGACACUCGGGCCACCACGAGAAACGUGCUUCAUCGAGAGAAGCUCGACCGUCCACAUCGGGACACUCAGGGUCACCAUGA
Cooperia oncophora is the source of this 1074-nucleotide messenger RNA. NCBI's taxonomy places the organism in Eukaryota, Metazoa, Nematoda, Chromadorea, Rhabditida, Trichostrongylidae. The record is from the annotation of a GenBank genome assembly.